Messenger RNA from Danio rerio (zebrafish), 2961 nucleotides. It is a transcript of the gene prickle2a, whose product is annotated as prickle homolog 2a. Lineage: Eukaryota; Metazoa; Chordata; Actinopteri; Cypriniformes; Danionidae. Gene Ontology annotation, molecular function: zinc ion binding. The record is from RefSeq and is marked validated.
ACACGCACACACACACAUGCACAUACAGCAGAUCAGCAGAAGACAAACGGUAGGAAGAGCUCCAGCUCCAGCUCCAGCUCCAGCCUGCGACACAGAGGAAGACAACAACAAGGCGUAAGGACAUGAAGUGCUGAUAUGGCUCUGGAUAUGGAGAGGACGGUGUCUAAAAUCAUGUUUGACUUCCAGAGGAACUCGACCUCUGAUGACGACUCCGGCUGCGCGCUGGAAGAAUACGCCUGGGUGCCGCCCGGCCUCAAACCUGAACAGGUUCAUCAGUACUACAGGUUUUUCCCAGAGGAUAAAGUUCCUUAUGUGAACAGCAUCGGGGAAAAGCAUCGGAUCAAGCAACUCCUUCAACAGCUGCCGCCGCAUGACAACGAGGUUCGGUACUGUACCUCUCUGGAUGAAGAAGAGAAGCGUGAAUUAAAGAUCUUCAGCAACCAAAGGAAGAGAGAUAACCUAGGCAGAGGCACCGUCCGACCUUUGCCCCUCACCAUAACUGGAGCCAUCUGUCAACAGUGUGGGGAGCAGAUUAAGGGUGGCGAUAUCGCAGUGUUUGCGUCACGGGUGGCUCACGGCCUGUGUUGGCAUCCUCACUGCUUCGUGUGCGGCGUCUGCUCAGAGCUCCUGGUGGAUCUGAUCUACUUCCAGCUGGAGGGCAAGAUCUACUGCGGCCGGCACCAUGCUGAGCGCCUGAAGCCCCGCUGCUCCGCCUGUGACGAGAUCAUCUUUGCGGACGAGUGCACCGAGGCGGAGGGCCAACACUGGCACAUGAAGCACUUCUGCUGCUACGAGUGCGAGGCUCCACUCGGCGGCCAGCGCUACAUCAUGCGUGAGGGUCACCCGCACUGCUGCAACUGCUUCGAGAACCUGUACGCCGAGUACUGCGACUCUUGCGGAGAGCACAUCGGUAUAGACCAAGGUCAGAUGACAUAUGAGGGUCAACACUGGCAUGCCACUGAAGAUUGCUUCAGCUGUGCCCGCUGCAGUCAGUCUUUACUGGGUCGUCCCUUCUUGCCGAAACAAGGAUUGAUCUACUGUUCACGUCUCUGCAGCCAAGGGGAUGAGGCCGAGCUGUCAGACUCCUCAGACUCUGCUUUCCAGAGUGCCCGCUCCCGACAGUCGCACCACAGUGCCUCAGUUGGCAAGGACGGGUCAAAAGGAAAGGGUGAAACUGUACGACAGACCUCCUCUGGCCCUACAACACUGUCUGGUGAUGCAGAGCCUCUGGCAGUACAGAUGGACUUGCUGAGCGUGGCCAGCCCAGCGCCCAGCCGCACACCCCACCGCACGCCAACCCGAACCCCCAGCAGGACCUCUAGUCGGUCUCCAAGCCUGAACCGCGAGCAGACAGUUUGGGUAAACAGGGACGAACCUUACUCCUAUGAGUCUCAAAGAGAUUCUUCUACAUCACCAAAUCCCCAUCAGCUACGAAGCCAAUGUAGCAUCCGUACCGCAUACCCUCCUUCUCCCAAUCAGCCCCCGAAGAUAGUGAGCAGUCAGGAAGCGUGGUCCAAAGAGCCGCCUGGAGGAAACUCCAAGAAGCCUCCAGUCAUGGCCGCACUGAGGGGACACUCUUUCAAUGAGAACUGGAUGCAUCAUGGCCAGGAACCAGAGUUUCACCCUCCAAAGCUCAAAACACAAAUGAGCUUCAAUGAGGUUUCGAGCCGUAAUUCUGGAUUUUUGGACAAGCGCAGUAUCAGUGUGCAGGGUUUCCCUCGAGAGAUGCGUCCUCCAUUGCUACGAAGCAGGCACCAAUUUAGGCCGAACUUUGGAGAACUUACGCCACUCGAACAAACACCACGAGGUUCUGCUGACUCCCUGGCCCUUUCCUACACUACAGGAAACUCUUUAGAUGGGACCAGCAGGCGUCAGGAGCACUUCUCUCGAUUUUCUAUGCCUGACCUGAGUAAAGACUCUGGAGUAAAUGUUUCUGAAAAAGGCACCGUGGGCACUUUAAACUCCUCAGUGCAGUUCCGCAGUACUGAAUCUCUGAGCUCUGUCCCCAGACCCCUCGCUGAUAUUGGCAUGCCCGUUCGACUAAGGUACCCUCCUCCUCUAUACUGGGAUUCGCCCCGAGGUCUGAGUUUCGAGGACCCAGUCAAAGGUCGCAUUGGUCUCGCAGGAAGCAUGUCUUGUAUGCAGGAUGGGAAUGCCCAAGCAAUGACACCACGGCCAAGACGUGCUCAAGCACAGAACUCCCCCCGACAGCAGCGGCAGCGGCAACGGCAUCACCGCAAAAACCACAAAAGUCAGAAAUAUCAGUACCGCUCCCGCCGCUCUCGCUCAGAUAAUGCCCUGCAUUUAGCUACUGAAGAUCAGAGUUUUCCUGGAGACCCCAUUCAUAGAUUUCACAAUGACUUCGAGCGACCGUCCUCAUCAAGACUCUCGCACAACCUCUUUGGAGCUAAUUAUGGCUAUCGGCAGCAGUUCUUCAGGCCAUGCCCUCGAACCACCUCUGACCUCACUUUGCAGGAUCCCGGAGGUCCACAGAUUGGACAGUACAUGGGUAGGUAUGGAGAAGCUGUUGAAGAUGAAGAUCAGUUCUGCUCCACCUGUUCCUCCUCUUCAGAGGCAUCAGAUGAUGACGCUUAUCUCCCGGGCGAAGGCAUUCCCCGGCCAGUGCAGCUGCGAUACUUCGACAACGAGGAGUUGCGACAUCGUUAUAGUCCUACGCUAGUGGGAGGUCACACACAGCUACAUACUCGCAAACGGCGGAAGAGCAAGAACUGCAUUAUAUCAUAAGCGGAGGGUAAUGUGAGCAUCUGAGUGUGUGCAGGAGAGAUCGGCAGGAGUGAGUACAUUCAUGUACCUUAUCAUUCGGUGUAACAUCAUAAAAGAUUCAGCUUGCUGUAAUUACGUUAUCUCUUAAUAUGAGCAAAAAUAGAUUUGCUCUUGUGUUAAAUUAAAAGUAAAUACCUUAAAGUUACUAUAAUAAAUGUCCAGACUCAAGAGUAGGAA